GCGGCGUCCCUGCGGAGCUGGCUCGGAUUUUGAGUUCUGGGCGUGUUGUGUCAGAGCUUUCCCUCACGUGGAUUCUGCUCUCGCUCCGUUCCUGGGUCAGUUCUCUGUCAGACCUGCGGCGUUUCUGCUCCGCUCGACAUCUCCACGUUCUUCGGAAUUAGAAUAUUCAAACUCACUCUCUUGUUUCUUGCUAGCAGUUCUGUUUACGAAAGCUGCCAAAACGUCAUGUAUUUUUUUUAUUUUAAUUGCGUGCUUUGCUGCUGGAGGUGGCACCUAGGUGUUUCUAAUAUCAAACGAUGAACGAUUUUCCAAAGCCUCGCUUUGAGCAAAGUCAGGAAUCGCUAGCGCAGAGGCUGAGCCUUGUGCUGAGGCUGGCUGUCUCGUGAUGUCUCGUGGUUCAAAGCUAUGCUAACUAACGCGUUCCCUCCGAGCAGCCUCUGCUGGGCCGCCCCGCCCUGCGCCUCGCGCCUCACGCCUCACUGCCUGCUGGGCUCCGCGCUGCCUCCUGUUCUGUGCCAGUUGUGAGGCAGAAGUGAAGGAUGUUGGUUAAUGGAGACAUCAGUUAAAGUCACCUUGAGAUGGUGAUGACGACCCACAACUCUCCUGGGUGGCUUCAUCUCCCUCCAGCAAAGAUGUUGCAUCACCCACUCAGAUGAUAGGAGAUGGGUGUGAUCUCGGCAUCGGGGAGGAGGAAGGGGGGACUGGCCUGCCGUAUCCCUGUCAGUUUUGUGAUAAGUCCUUCAUUCGCUUGAGCUACCUUAAGAGACACGAGCAGAUCCACAGUGACAAACUACCUUUCAAAUGUACCUACUGUAGCCGGCUUUUUAAACACAAGAGGAGUAGGGACCGUCACAUAAAGCUUCAUACGGGGGACAAAAAGUAUCACUGCCACGAGUGCGAGGCCGCAUUCUCUCGCAGCGAUCACCUCAAAAUUCAUCUGAAAACCCACAGCUCCAGCAAACCAUUCAAGUGUACUGUGUGUAAACGUGGGUUUUCAUCUACCAGCUCAUUGCAGAGUCACAUGCAAGCUCAUAAAAAGAACAAGGAACAUAUGGCAAAGUCUGAGAAAGAGGUGAAGAAGGAUGAUUUUAUGUGUGAUUACUGUGAAGAGACAUUCAGUCAGACUGAAGAAUUGGAGAAGCACGUAAUGACACGCCACCCACAGCUUUCUGAGAAGGCAGAUUUGCAGUGUAUUCAUUGCCCUGAAGUAUUUUCAGAUGAAAACUUAUUGCUCUCACACAUUCAUCAAGCCCAUGCCAACAAAAAACACAAGUGCCCUAUGUGCCCAGAGCAGUUUUCUUCAGUGGAGGAAGUCUAUUGCCACUUGGACAGCCACAGACAACCUGACUCCAGCAAUCACAGCAUCAGCCCUGACCCAGUCCUGGGGAGUGUGGCAUCCAUGAGCAGUGCGACUCCCGACUCCAGCGCAUCGGUGGAGAGAGGUUCCACCCCAGAUUCGACCUUAAAGCCUUUGAGAGGGCAAAAGAAAAUCAGGUCUGUGGACAGAGAGGACGGCCAAAAUUGGUCUAAAGUUACUUACAGCUGCCCAUACUGCUCAAAGCGCGACUUCAACAGUCUUGCUGUGCUUGAGAUCCACCUGAAGACCAUCCAUGCAGACAAACCUCAGCAAAGCCACACAUGCCAGAUCUGCCUUGAUUCCAUGCCUACGCUGUACAACUUGAAUGAACACGUGAGAAAGGUGCACAAAAACCAUGCUUAUCCAAUGAUGCAGUUUAGCAACAUUUCUGCCUUUCACUGUAACUACUGCCCUGAGAUGUUUGCAGAUAUCAAUAGCUUACAGGAACACAUCCGUAUUACUCACUGUGGCCCAAAUGCUACUCCUCAAGAUGGUAACAAUGCUUUCUUCUGUAACCAGUGCUCAAUGGGCUUUCUGACUGAAGCAACUUUGACUGAGCAUAUUCAGCAGACUCACUGCAAUGUAGGAAAUUCAAAACUGGAUUCCCCUGUCAUUCAGCCAACACAGUCUUUUAUGGAAGUUUAUUCAUGCCCUUAUUGCACAAACUCCCCCAUUUUUGGCUCCAUCCUGAAGCUUACAAAGCAUAUUAAAGAAAACCACAAGAACAUUCCUCUGGCACACAAUAAGAAGUCAAAAGCAGAGCAGAGUCCAGUUUCUUCUGAUGUUGAAGUCUCUUCCCCUAAAAGGCAACGGCUUUCUGCUAGUGUAAACUCGGUGUCUAAUGGUGAAUAUCCAUGUAAUCAGUGCGAUCUAAAGUUCUCAAAUUUUGAGAGUUUUCAAACUCAUUUAAAGUUGCACUUGGAGUUGCUGUUGAGGAAACAGUCUUGCCCUCAGUGUAAAGAAGACUUUGAUUCCCAGGAGUCUCUCCUGCAACAUCUCACCGUACAUUACAUGACAACUUCAACUCAUUAUGUAUGUGAGAGCUGCGACAAACAGUUUUCUUCAGUGGAUGAUUUGCAGAAGCAUUUGUUGGACAUGCAUACUUUUGUGUUGUAUCACUGCACCCUUUGCCAAGAAGUUUUUGAUUCCAAGGUAUCUAUCCAAGUGCAUCUGGCAGUCAAGCACAGCAAUGAAAAGAAGAUGUAUCGUUGCACAGCCUGUAACUGGGAUUUUAGGAAGGAGGUGGAUCUCCAAAUCCACGUGAAGCACAGUCACUUGGGGAAUCCAUCAAAGUCUCACAAGUGCAUCUUUUGUGGUGAGACUUUUAGCACAGAGGUAGAACUGCAGUGCCACAUCACAACUCACAGCAAAAAAUACAACUGCAAGUUUUGUAGCAAAGCUUUUCAUGCCAUCAUCUUGCUUGAAAAACACUUGCGGGAAAAACACUGCGUUUUUGAUGCUAGCACUGAAAAUGGUACAGCUAAUGGCAUGACCCCAACAAAUAAGAAGACAGAAGGGGCAGAUAUCCAGAACAUGUUAAUGAAGAAUCCAGAUACCUCCAACAGUCAUGAGGCCAGUGAGGAUGAUGUAGAUGCUUCUGAGCCCAUGUAUGGCUGUGACAUCUGUGGCGCUGCCUAUACUAUGGAGGUCCUCUUGCAAAACCAUCGCUUGAGAGAUCAUAACAUCAGGCCUGGGGAGGAUGACUGCUCUAGGAAGAAAGCGGAGUUCAUCAAAGGUAGCCACAAGUGUAAUAUCUGCUCAAGGACCUUUUUCUCAGAAAAUGGCCUGAGAGAGCACAUGCAGACCCAUCGAGGCCCAGCAAAGCACUACAUGUGCCCCAUCUGUGGGGAGCGCUUCCCAUCGCUCCUGACCCUCACUGAGCACAAAGUCACUCACAGCAAGAGUUUGGAUACAGGAACGUGUCGGAUCUGCAAAAUGCCGCUGCAGAGCGAGGAGGAAUUCAUCGAACACUGCCAGAUGCAUCCAGAUCUCAGAAACUCCCUCACCGGGUUUCGCUGUGUUGUCUGCAUGCAGACUGUCACCUCUACGCUUGAGCUGAAAAUUCAUGGGACGUUUCAUAUGCAGAAACUGGCAGGAAACUCUGCGACCUCAUCACCCAAUGGCCAGGCCUUGCAAAAGCUCUACAAGUGUGCACUGUGCUUGAAAGAGUUCCGGAACAAGCAGGACUUGGUAAAAUUGGAUGUGAAUGGUCUUCCCUAUGGCCUUUGUGCUGGAUGCAUGACCAGGAGCACCAAUGGACAGUCUUCAGGCUUGACUCCACAGGAGGUGAACGAGAGGCCGUGUGGCAGCCUGAGGUGCCCUGAGUGUAGUGUCAAAUUUGAAAGUGCUGAAGACCUGGAGAGCCACAUUCAGGUUGACCACCGAGACCUGACACCUGAGACUAGUGGCCAAAGGAAAGGUACCCAGACGUCUCCUGUUCCCAGGGUGAGUACAGCUGAACUUUGGAAUGUCAGAAGGAUUAUAUGUAGAUUUUUAAUGUGACUGAGAAGCUUUUUU
This is a messenger RNA of Meleagris gallopavo (turkey), 3874 nucleotides long. The record is from RefSeq and is a predicted model, not a curated record. Lineage: Eukaryota; Metazoa; Chordata; Aves; Galliformes; Phasianidae.